This is a messenger RNA of Cebus imitator (Panamanian white-faced capuchin), 4601 nucleotides long. RefSeq names its product laccase domain containing 1 (gene LACC1). The record is from RefSeq and is a predicted model, not a curated record. Gene Ontology annotation, molecular function: copper ion binding. Bases 228 to 1523 code for a protein of 431 amino acids. NCBI's taxonomy places the organism in Eukaryota, Metazoa, Chordata, Mammalia, Primates, Cebidae. The transcript has 7 exons.
GUCGCCUCUAGGCCGGGCUUACGACCUGCUGUUGGCUGCUCAAUUUCAUUGAGAUUCAGGACGAGGGUCGGGGCGGCAAAUCGUCACAGAGGUCGCAGUAGACGGAUGUGCAGCCGAAGAUGAAGAGCGGGAAGGCGAGGACAGAGCAAUCACCUCUGCUGUGCGUGGUCCUACAGGAAGUCUCGAAUGGGCGGUGAUUUAUUUGCCACAAAAGUAUUCUUUGAAGGAUGGCAGAAGCGGUUUUGACUGAUCUUUUUUAUUUGAAAUUGAACUCUCAAAAAAACUGCCCUCAGACAUUACUGAAGACGUUGAAUGCUGUCCAAUACCACCAUGCAGCCAAGGCCAAGUUUCUUUGUAUAAUGUGUUGCAGUAACAUCAGCUAUGAAAGGGAUGGAGAACAAGAUAAUUGUGAGUUAGAAACAGGCAAUGGAUUAUCAGCUCUCUUGAAAGAGUUUGAGAUUGUUAGCUGUCCCAGCAUGGCUGCCUCUUUGUAUACCAUUAAGCAGAAAAUUGAUGAAAGAAAUCUGAGCAGCAUUAAGGUCAUUGUACCCAGGCACAGGAAGACAUUAAUGAAAGCUUUUAUUGAUCAACUCUUCACUGAUGUUUACAAUUUUGAAUUUGAAGAUUUGCAAGUGACUUUCAGGGGAGACUCUUUGAAACAGUCCAUUGAAAUAAACAUUAUCACAGCUCAAGAACUAAGAGAAAUUCAGAAUGAAAUAGAAACAUAUUUGAGAAGUCUGCCAGCACUGAAAGGAGAAUUAACUAUUAUCACUUCUCCUUUGAUCCCAGCAGAUAUUUUCAUACAUGGAUUUACUACAAGAACAGGUGGGAUAUCUUAUAUACCAACUCUUAGCUCAUUGAAUCUCUUCAGUAGUUCCAAACGGAGAGAUCCCAAGGUAGUUGUUCAAGAAAAUCUGCGUAGGUUGGCAAAUGCUGCAGGAUUUAAUGUGGAGAAGUUUUACCGAAUAAAGACUGAUCAUUCCAAUGACAUCUGGAUUAUGGGAAGAAAAGAGCCUGACUCUUAUGAUGGAAUAGCUACAAAUCAGAGAGGAGUCACAAUAGCAGCUCUUGGUGCUGACUGUAUACCGAUAGUUUUUGCAGAUCCAGUCAAAAAAGCAUGUGGGGUUGCUCACGCUGGUUGGAAAGGUACUUUGUUGGGCGUUGCUAUGGCUACAGUGAAUGCUAUGAUAGCAGAAUAUGGCUGCAGUUUGGAAGACAUUGUUGUUGUACUUGGACCAUCAGUAGGACCUUGCUGUUUUACUCUUCCAAAAGAAUCAGCAGAGGCAUUUCAUAAUCUUCAUCCUGCAUGUGUACAACUAUUUGACUCACCAAAUCCCUAUAUUGACAUCCGUAAAGCCACAAGGAUUCUUCUAGAACGGGGAGGAAUUCUUCCACAGAAUAUUCAGGACAAGAACCAAGAUCUCAACCUCUGUACAUCUUGCCAUCCUGACAAGUUUUUCUCCCAUGUCCGAGAUGGCCUUAAUUUUGGUACACAAAUUGGCUUCAUAUCAAUUAGAGAAUGAGAUAUUUGACUGGAUUUUUGCAUAACUGUUUCCUGUCUCCUUCCAAACUGACUGCAAGAGAGAAAUUUAGCUGUUUGAUUUACUUAAAACCAAAUGGAUUACAAUGGAUAAUUCAUCUUUAGGGCACAUUUUUACUAUUAUUCAAAGCCAAAUUAUUUUCACUUAAUUAUAGUAAUAACUGACAAAAAUCAGUAUGUUGUAGCUAAUAUAUUUUAUGCAUGAGAAUUAUUCUUAAAGUUUGUUCUCCCUGUUUAUUACACAGAUCAGGAAUAGAUAUGUUCAGUUCAGUAUUAUUGGAUACCCUCUAUUGGUCAGGCAUUGUGUUAAGCAUAGGUGAAUCAAAAUGAACACGACUUUUUUCCUUUGAGUCUAAUACAGUGAAGGAGAUACAACUUAAAUUUAAUUUUAAUAGCAGUAGAAGAGAACAGAAGGAAUAGAGGUUAAUUUUACCCAGAAGGUAGGAUAGAGAAAAUAUGACAGAGAAAAUCACAUAUCACAUGGGCCCGAAAAAUGUCGAGGCUUUUGGCAAAUGAGGAAUAACGAUAACAGGUAGAGGGAACGCCAUGAACCAGGGCAUGAAACUGAAAGUGCAUAACAUAUUCUAGAGAGAGAAGGGUGUGGCCAGGAGUUACGGCUGGAAAAACAGGUUGGAAACAGAUAAGUAAGGGUCUCAAAUGCAGUGUCAAAGAGCUUGCAGUUUAUUUUCCAGGCAAUAAGUAGGCAGAAGAAAAAAAAAGUGUUUUUAUUUCCAUGGCAUCAAACUUAACAGGAUGGAUUUAAAUUGUGUGAGACCAAAGCAUAGAGUCUAGAUAAGAGGUGGUCAAAAUAUUUAAAAAGAAAUAAUGAAGGUCCAGUGAAGGAAGUGGAAAUUAAAAGAGAGAAGGGAGUGGAUGGAUUAAAGAGACAUUUCGGAAAUGGAAUCAAUAGCUCCCGUUACUAGAUAAUGGAAGUAAGAGGCGAGGAAGAGCGGAAAAGUCAUUAAUGACUCUAAGAUUUCUGCUUGGCUGCUUACCAAGAUUGGCAGUAAAGGGAGGGAGAAGGUUUGGGAAAAGAGAGAAGGAUAAUGAGCUUGACUUUACAUAGAAUGAAGGGCAUCCACAUAGAAAUCUUUCAUUAAUAAUUAGAAAUAUAGACCUAGAACUUAGGAGGAAACCUGAGACAGAGACAAAGAUUUCAAAGCUCACGAUAUAGAAAUGAUGCCUGAUUCUAUUGGAGCAGGUUGGAUCAUCUAGGCAGAAAUUAGGAUGAGAAAAAAGGAAAUUUAAGAAUAUAACCCUAUAAAACACCUGCAUUUCAAGAAUAAGAAGCAGAAGGGGUAAAAAAAAUUAGUCAUAAACGUAAGAAAAAAUAGGGUAGUUGUUUUGAAGAAGCCAGGAUAGGUGUGGAAAGUUCUCAGAAAGAAAUCUUGAGGGAUAAAAUAAAGUGAUAAUUAAAAAGAACUCAGUGGAUUAAAUGUAUUGAAACUGUUCUAUAGGCAGUGGUCAUUAAGUCAGCUUUCAGUGCAUUGAGGAAGAAGAUGCAUAGGUGUCAACUCUUCUUUGACAGUAUUUACUAGAGAAGAGAAAAAGGCUGGGACUGCUUCUUGAAGGAAGGGACUUUUUUUGGGUGAGUGGUUUUGAGUAUGUUUGUCAACUAAAGAGAGGAGUUAAGUUUUCAUUUGGGAAAAAAUGGUACAUAUAUUUAAUGUAAAUUAUCACAUUGCAUUUUGAAAUUUUUCUUAUUUAAUAUACGUAUUUCCUACAUGUAUAUGUGGUAGCAUGAUAGCAAAUAAUAAUGUUUGGUAUUUCUGAAGGUCUUUUACAAACAUUACCUCAUUUUACCUUUAUAGCUACUCUGAAAUACAUAGGCAUUAUCCCUUUUAUUCAGCUGAGAAAACUGUGCUUCACUGAGGUGGAAGUCAAAAAUCAUAUACUUUGUGAUGAAGAUUGGAACAUACGUUUUGUGACUCUAGUUUUUCUUUCAGAUUUUAAAAUUAAAGCGAUCUAAAUUAUAUUUUUAACUUUUUGUUAACUUCAUUUAUUCAUACAUUCAGUGAAAAUUUUGUGGCGGUACUGGGUUAGGUUAAAAAAAAUACAGUUGUAGCCCUCAGAAUAUUUAAUAUCCAGUGAAAAGUGAUAGUUACUAAACCAGCAAUUUCAAUACUUUGAUAUAUGUUGUAAGGUUGUGACAACCUGAUUCUUGUUUAAUUCUAUAUUUACCUUAGCCCAGUGUUAAGUUUAAAUAAAAUAUCUCAUUUUUUCCAAUUCAGGAAAGGCACUAAAUAUAAAGCGCCUAAUAGAAAUGUUGAACUCAUCCAAAAUAUUAUUUUGUUUGAUGACAAUGAUAAAGAUUAAGGAAUAAUUCCAUGUAUUGAGAAAGACUGAUAAUUUUCUAAUUCUUCACUGUGCAUUAUUUUGUUUGAAGUUGGCAAAUUUAGAGUAUCCCACAGACACAUUUCACUUUGUGUACUACAACAUUCUAAAGUCAAAUAAAAAUUAUUUUUGAUUAUCUGAUUUUGUAUUAUCUCUCCCAAAAUAUAUAAUGAAAAGUUGUCUCCUUGCUGCUUUACUGAAUGAAAAGUGUUGUUUCAGUAACUCAGAACUAUCAGAUUAUUAAGUAAUUAUCUUAUUGCUUCUACAAGAUAACUAUCACUCUCACACAUUUGUACGUAGGUUUCUAGGACUUUUGGGAUAUAACAACAAAGAUUAUUUUUAGUAAAUUAAGUUUUGUUUUGUUUUUGGUUUUAAUUUUAUUUUUGAUUUAUAAAUAAUCAUGGUACCUAUUCAUGGGCUAUAUAAUAAUGUUUUCAUUCAUAUAAUAUACAGUGAUCUGAUCAAGGUAAUUAGCAUAUCUAUCAUCUCAAGCAUUUUUGUGUUACGAACCUUUAAUAUGUUCCUUCCAGCUAUUUCAAACUAUGUAAUAUACUGUUGUUGACUAUAGUUAUCCUACAGUGGUAUAGAACACUAGAACUUAUUCCUCCUAAAGUUUUGUUUUUAAUCUAAGUUUUUGUUUUACAGUUAACUGUACAUAGGAAAUAUUGAUUAUUUUAUUAAUAAGAGGAAUUAAGUUUGUAAAUCAAAUAAACAUUAAUGAAAUGCC